AUGUCACUCACAUCGCACACAGUCGGACCGUCGAGCGCGCGCGCGACGCCGACACGUCGAAGGCAUGCGCAGCGUCGCGUCACCGCGAAGUCGUCGCCGCAGGAGGCGUGGAUCGAACGGAAGCUUGGGUCGGAAGUGAUUGAGACGAAAUCACUGGGUGGGUCCCAGUGGGCGUCGUUUUCCUCGCACACGCUCAAAGACGGGCGCGAGGUGUUCGUGAAGACGUCUGGGAAAGGUCCUGAGAUGUUCCAGGGGGAAGCCGCGGGCUUAAGGGCGCUUCGCGCGGCCGGAGGGUUCGUAGUGCCGGAGGUGUACGGUGCCGGCGUGCUCGAGAGCGCCACGGCGCGAAGCGACAGCUUCAUCGCGAUGGAGUUCCUGAACAUCGGCGGGAGAGGGGACCAAGGGGAUUUCGGUGACGCGUUGGCGAGGAUGCACCUCGCGGAGCCGAGCCAUGAGGAGGCGAAGAAGGGGAUGUUUGGGUUUGAGGUGAAUAACACUAUCGGCGAGACGCGACAGCCGAACGAGUGGACCGACGGAUGGUUGGAGUUCUGGCGAGACAAAAGGCUGAUGCAUAUGAUCAAUCUCUCACGGGACGCCAAGCUUCGUGAGCUCGCAGAGAAGGUUGCGGAUAAAAGACUACCUGAGAUGCUCCGCGCCGCGGGUGAUGUCAAGCCGAGUCUGCUCCACGGCGACUUGUGGAGCGGCAACAUCGGAACCGUGGCGAGUAAGCCGUCAGUGUUCGAUCCGGCCGUGUACUACGGGCAUCACGAGGCUGAGUUCGGGAUGUCGUGGUGCGCGAGCUUUUCGCCAGCCUUUUGGGAGGCGUACCACGCAAAGAUACCAAAGGCGGACGGCUUCGACGAGCGAGCCAAGAUGUACAAGCUCUACCAUUAUUUGAACCACUACGUCAUGUUCGGAGGAGGGUACUACGGACAGUGCGUGAGCAUUCUGAAGGAACUCGCGUGA
Messenger RNA from Ostreococcus tauri, 966 nucleotides. RefSeq names its product Fructosamine/Ketosamine-3-kinase. The record is from RefSeq and is a predicted model, not a curated record. The transcript has a single exon. NCBI's taxonomy places the organism in Eukaryota, Viridiplantae, Chlorophyta, Mamiellophyceae, Mamiellales, Bathycoccaceae. Bases 1 to 966 code for a protein of 321 amino acids.